AGCACACGGCUGACGCGUUUGUUGUGGUUUCUCUGUGACUGCAAGUCCCAUGGAACCGAAGGCUUCCCAAGCAGCUAACAGCCCUCCACCGAAACCUUGGGAACGAGCAGGAGCUUCAUCUGGUCCUGCACCUUUUAAACCACCAUCAGCUGGUUGCACUAGUAAUGUAGUGGAGGCUUCAGGAACUGCAAAACCUGGAGAAAUUAUUUCUACUUCAGAGAGAAAUGCCACUGUCAACAGAAAUUCUCUUGGGAGGCCUGUUCCCUCAAGGCCUUGGGAGCAGACUUAUGGAAAUAAUAGUUAUGGAGGUUAUAAUUCAGGCUUGAACUAUAACUCGGGCUACGGUUCUGGACUGUAUAGCUCAUAUGGUGGUGGUGGGAUGGGAGGAUUGUACAAUGGAGGGAUGUAUGGUAACUCAAUGUAUAGAGGAGGAUAUGGUGGACUUUAUGGAUCUUCUGGGAUGUAUGGAGGGGGAACAUAUAGUGGUGGUCUGGGAGGUCCAAUUGGUGGUUAUGGAAUGGGUGUGGGUGGCCCCUAUGGAGCUCAAGAUCCGAACAAUCCAUUUGGUGAACCUCCGUCCCCUCCAGGGUUUUGGAUUUCGUUCCUUCGGGUGAUGCAAGGUGUGGUAAACUUUUUCGGCCGAGUUGCCAUUCUCAUUGACCAAAACACACAAGCAUUCCAUAUGUUUAUUUCAGCACUUCUUCAGCUUUUUGAUCGCUCUGGCUUAUUAUAUGGAGAGCUAGCAAGAUUUGUAUUCAGGCUGCUGGGAAUUAGAACAAAGCUCAGAAAGGCCCAUCCACCCGGUCCAGAUGGACUCCCACUCCCUGGUCCACCCAGUGCGCAUUCGGGUCAGAACUACAUGGGGAACCCCAAGGCUGCUCCAGGUGAUUCUUGGGACAAUGUGUGGGGAAAUGAUGGCAACAAAUGAUGAAUAAGAGAUUUCUUGUCGGGUAUGAUACCUGGGACAGUGAUGCUAUUGAAUGACAUAAAGGUGAGAUAGUUUUGCUUGGGAUUGCAUUGGAUCCUCCCGGAACUCAAACAAACCCUUCCCCGGCCUCGUUCCUAGCCUGCACCCACCCUCAAAAGAAAAGAUCUGUUUAUUAGUUGUAACAAUAGUGGUUUCCCCAAUGGUCUGUUGUAAUGAACACAAAUGUACUAAAGAACAUUAUUUGCAAAAUGGAAUUACAUAUUUGUUA
Malania oleifera is the source of this 1196-nucleotide messenger RNA. Its product is annotated as peroxisomal membrane protein 13. Lineage: Eukaryota; Viridiplantae; Streptophyta; Magnoliopsida; Santalales; Ximeniaceae. Gene Ontology annotation, cellular component: peroxisome; peroxisomal membrane; peroxisomal importomer complex. The record is from RefSeq and is a predicted model, not a curated record. Gene Ontology annotation, biological process: protein import into peroxisome matrix, docking. The coding region runs from base 50 to 928 and encodes 292 amino acids. The transcript has 5 exons.